Molecule: messenger RNA, 1050 nt
Organism: Aspergillus luchuensis
Lineage: Eukaryota; Fungi; Ascomycota; Eurotiomycetes; Eurotiales; Aspergillaceae
Exons: 1
Coding region: 1-1050 (349 amino acids)
Molecular function (GO): ATP hydrolysis activity; ATP binding
Source: RefSeq, a predicted model, not a curated record
AUGAAGGAAGCACAGGAAAAGCAAAAAGCCCACAUUGAGAAGACGAUCGCAGCCAAUCUCAAAGCGGGAAAGGCAAAUGACGAUCAGAACAAGAUCAAACAAGCAAAGUCACGUCAGAAGAAACUAGAUAACCGGUGGGGCAUGGAAGUCAGUGCUAGGGGCGGUAGGUUUAAGUUGAAUCGCGACCUAGUUGGCUAUCACUUUACAGCUCGAGAGGAGAUCGACAUACCCCCGGAAGAACGACCUGUUAUUAUAAAUUUACCGGAGCCGCCUGAUCUACGAUUUCCAGGAUCGCUCAUAACCCUUGAAAAAGUCAGCUUCCGUUAUGCGGCUACGUCUCCGAUCGUCAUCCGGGAUGUCGACCUCUCGGUCGGUAUGGGCGACCGAAUUGGGAUAUUGGGGUUGAACGGGGCGGGCAAAUCAACACUCAUCCAAACAUUGGUCGGAGAAACAAAUGCGACACAAGGAACAAGAAAUACGCACCCUCGCCUACGGCUGGGAUAUUACUCCCAGCAUGGAGUGGAGGGUCUGCAAGCCCUUGGUGCGCAGGAUGAAACACUCACAUCGCUAGCACUAUUGACCCAGGAUGUUAAUGGGGAAUUGACGGAGGGUGAGAUCCGCGGCCUCCUAAGUCAGCUGGGACUGCCUGGGCGUCUAGCCUCAGAUGUACCUAUUCGCAAGCUGUCGGGCGGACAGCUGGUUCGCUGUGCAUUGGCACGGUUGUUCUGGCGUCGUCCUCAUUGCCUCGUUCUGGAUGAGGUCACGACCCACUUGGACUAUGAAACUGUUACAGCGUUAAGACGGGCGUUUAAUGAGUGGGAUGGGGCGGUUGUUGCUGUUAGUCAUGAUAGAUGGUUUAUGAGGGGGGCUGUGGAGGGGGUAAUAGAUGAAGGGCAGUCGGAGGAUGAGGAGGAUGAUACUGUGGAUGGGUUAGAGAAUAGGAGGAGAGUCAUGUAUAUGGUACGCGGUGGGGAGUUGAGUGUGCUGGGACGAGGUGUUGAUGAGUUUGAGGAGUUGAUAGAAAGGCGAGUGAGGAAGUUGAUACACUAG